Myiozetetes cayanensis is the source of this 1375-nucleotide messenger RNA. RefSeq names its product nuclear factor I X (gene NFIX). Gene Ontology annotation, cellular component: nucleus. Lineage: Eukaryota; Metazoa; Chordata; Aves; Passeriformes; Tyrannidae. Gene Ontology annotation, molecular function: RNA polymerase II cis-regulatory region sequence-specific DNA binding; DNA-binding transcription factor activity, RNA polymerase II-specific. The record is from RefSeq and is a predicted model, not a curated record. Gene Ontology annotation, biological process: regulation of transcription by RNA polymerase II.
GACCCCGGAACCCUCCGGACCCCCGGCCCCCUGCCCGCCAUGCCCGGGCGCGGCUGACACCGCCGCCAUGUACUCCCCGUACUGCCUCACCCAGGAUGAGUUCCACCCCUUCAUCGAGGCGCUGCUGCCCCACGUCCGGGCCUUCUCCUACACCUGGUUCAACCUCCAGGCCCGCAAGCGCAAGUACUUCAAGAAGCACGAGAAGAGGAUGUCCAAGGAGGAGGAGCGCGCCGUCAAGGACGAGCUGCUGGGCGAGAAGCCGGAGGUCAAGCAGAAAUGGGCCUCGCGCCUCCUGGCCAAGCUGCGCAAGGACAUCCGGCCCGAGUGCCGCGAGGACUUCGUGCUCUCCGUCACCGGCAAGAAGGCGCCGUGCUGCGUCCUCUCCAACCCCGACCAGAAGGGCAAGAUCCGCCGCAUCGACUGCCUGCGCCAGGCCGACAAGGUGUGGCGGCUGGACCUGGUGAUGGUCAUCCUGUUCAAGGGCGUCCCGCUGGAGAGCACGGACGGCGAGCGCCUGGCCAAGGCGCCGCAGUGCGCCAGCCCCGGGCUGUGCGUGCAGCCCCACCACAUCGGCGUCACCAUCAAGGAGCUCGACCUCUACCUGGCCUACUUCGUCCACGCGCCAGAUUCGGGACAAUCUGACAGCUCAAACCCAGGAGACGCCGACAUCAAACCACUGCCCAACGGUCACCUGACCUUCCAGGACUGUUUCGUCACGUCAGGGGUGUGGAACGUGACGGAGCUGGUGAGGGUGUCCCAGAGCAAUGUUGCACGGCGGCCGGGCCCCAACUUCUCGCUGGCCGACCUGGAGAGCGCGGGCUACUACAACAUCAGCCCUGUCGCCCUCGGCCGCCGGCCCCUGGGACCCCCCACUGCCAGUGGCCCGGGCGCCCGGAAGGCGCUGGACGAGGGGGACCUGGAGGGUCCCUGGGACGACGUUUUCUACCCCCGGGCUGCCGGUCCCCGCCCCGGCAGCAGCCAAGGACCCUGGGGGACGUUGACACCGGUGGGCCCGGCGGCGCUGAAGAUCGGGAAGUUGGAUUUCUGCAGCGCCCUGUCGGGGCACGGGGCCGCCCCCAGAAUGGCCUUUCGGUCACCACCCCUGCCCGUCCUGGCCGGCGUCCGCCCCGGGUCCCUGCAGGCAGCCCAGCGGGCCACGGCCUCGGCGCUGCACUUCCCGUCGGGGUCCCUCCUGCCCCAGUCGAGCCUCUACUUCGCCCACCCCACCAUCCGCUACCACCACGGGCAGGACUCGCUCAAGGACUUCGUGCAGUUCGUCUGCGCUGACGGCGCCGCCCAGGGCCCCCAGCAUUCGCAGCGUCAGGCGCCGCCCCCCGCCUUGUCGGCCUCGGACCCCGCGACGGCAACUUUCUGA